Messenger RNA from Heterocephalus glaber (naked mole-rat), 6524 nucleotides. RefSeq names its product kelch like family member 3 (gene Klhl3). Gene Ontology annotation, molecular function: protein binding. The record is from RefSeq and is a predicted model, not a curated record. Gene Ontology annotation, biological process: protein K48-linked ubiquitination; renal sodium ion absorption; monoatomic ion homeostasis. Lineage: Eukaryota; Metazoa; Chordata; Mammalia; Rodentia; Bathyergidae. Gene Ontology annotation, cellular component: cytosol.
GGGGCAAGUAUUUCUCAGGCUGAUGAGGAACUGGCCUGAUUCUUUGCAGUCUAGGCAUAGGAGGCAGGAGCCCCUGGGGUGGGCUAGUUGCCCUGGCUUGGAAUGUCUGGGCAGAUGCAUAGGCAGCUGGAAAGGUGGCACCAUACUUGGGGCACUGAAGCUGCCGCUGUUCCUAGGAGACGGAGGAGCAGGAGCCUGCGGGGGAGGGGGAGCAAGUGGAUUGCUGCUUUUAGCAGCUGAAAGGGCUGCAGGGAGCUCUGGUAUCAAGCCAAGCUCCCAGCCUCUGAUACAGGCUGGAGAUGACGAGAAGAACCAGAGGACAAUCACCGUCAACCCUGCCCACAUGGGAAAGGCCUUCAAGGUCAUGAAUGAACUGCGAAGUAAGCAGCUGUUGUGUGAUGUGAUGAUUGUGGCAGAAGAUGUGGAGAUAGAAGCCCACCGUGUGGUCCUGGCAGCCUGCAGCCCUUACUUCUGUGCGAUGUUCACAGGUGACAUGUCUGAGAGUAAAGCCAAGAAGAUUGAAAUCAAAGAUGUGGAUGGACAGACACUCAGUAAGCUGAUUGACUACAUCUACACUGCUGAAAUUGAGGUGACGGAAGAGAAUGUGCAGGUGCUGCUCCCAGCGGCCAGCUUGCUGCAGCUCAUGGAUGUCAGGCAGAACUGCUGUGACUUCUUGCAGUCUCAGUUGCAUCCCACCAAUUGCCUGGGCAUUCGCGCAUUUGCAGAUGUGCACACCUGCACUGACCUUCUGCAGCAGGCCAAUGCCUAUGCAGAGCAGCACUUUCCAGAGGUGAUGCUGGGGGAAGAGUUUCUCAGUCUGAGUCUGGACCAGGUGUGCAGCUUGAUAUCCAGCGACAAGCUGACCGUUUCUUCGGAAGAGAAGGUGUUUGAAGCUGUGAUUUCAUGGAUCAAUUAUGAGAAAGAGACUCGUUUGGAGCACAUGGCGAAGCUGAUGGAACAUGUCCGACUCCCUCUCUUGCCUAGGGACUAUUUAGUCCAGACAGUGGAAGAAGAAGCUUUGAUAAAGAAUAACAACACCUGUAAGGACUUCCUCAUUGAGGCCAUGAAAUACCAUCUGCUCCCUCUGGAUCAGAGGCUCUUAAUUAAGAACCCCAGGACCAAGCCCAGGACUCCAGUGAGCCUGCCCAAGGUCAUGAUUGUGGUUGGUGGCCAGGCGCCCAAAGCCAUCCGCAGCGUGGAGUGCUAUGAUUUCGAGGAGGACCGGUGGGACCAGAUUGCUGAGCUUCCCUCCAGGAGAUGCAGAGCAGGUGUGGUGUUCAUGGCUGGCCACGUGUAUGCCGUUGGCGGCUUUAAUGGCUCACUGCGUGUGAGGACAGUGGAUGUGUAUGACGGUGUGAAGGACCAGUGGACGUCCAUCGCCAGCAUGCAGGAGCGCCGGAGCACACUGGGUGCAGCGGUGCUCAACGAUCUGCUCUAUGCGGUGGGAGGCUUUGACGGCAGCACUGGCCUGGCAUCGGUGGAAGCCUACAGCUACAAGACCAACGAGUGGUUCUUUGUGGCCCCAAUGAACACGAGGCGGAGCAGUGUGGGUGUGGGCGUUGUGGAGGGGAAGCUGUAUGCCGUCGGGGGUUACGAUGGGGCUUCCCGCCAGUGCCUGAGCACAGUGGAGCAGUACAACCCGGCAACCAAUGAGUGGACUUAUGUGGCGGACAUGAGCACGCGCCGCAGCGGUGCAGGGGUUGGGGUGCUCAGCGGACAGCUGUAUGCCACAGGAGGGCAUGAUGGGCCCUUGGUGAGGAAGAGCGUGGAGGUUUAUGACCCUGGAACAAACACUUGGAAGCAGGUGGCUGACAUGAAUAUGUGCCGGCGCAAUGCAGGUGUCUGUGCAGUGAACGGGCUCCUGUACGUGGUCGGAGGGGAUGACGGGUCCUGCAACCUAGCUUCGGUGGAGUACUACAAUCCUGUUACAGACAAAUGGACGCUGCUGCCAACCAACAUGAGCACGGGGCGGAGCUACGCAGGUGUUGCUGUGAUUCACAAGUCCUUGUGACCCAAAUUCCCACUGCCAGGAGACGGAGGAUGACAUGGGUGCUACCUGUGACUCGGAGCAGCAGGAUCCUAGCAACUGGAUGCAACUCAUUAGGAGGGUCCAGGGUGGUGUGGGAACCACUCUGCUCUCACUUGGCAGACUGGCAUUGCCCCUCACAGUAUGGACACUGGCAACCCACCUCCUGCUUCCCUAAGGUGCUUGGGCCUCAGCCCUCAGCAGUGGCAUUCUGACUGCCCCAGGAGCACCUUUGGGUUUUUUUUUUUUGGUAUUUAUAUAGGUAUUUAAAACACACGUGCACAUGUGCGUGGUGCACAUGUGUGUGUUUGUGUGUAAAAUGUGUUUUCACUCAGUUGUGGGGUAGGGAGCUAUGGUAAUCUACUGGAUUUCUUUACUACUGAUCCUUUUGCCAUGUUGAAAAUCAAAUAACAGAAACCUUUUUUCUGGAUUGGUCCAGUGGGGACCCUGAGACUACUAAAUCUGCUGUCUCCUGGAGAUCCAGUUGAACAGGUUGGAAUUGUCCAGAAGUAACCCGCGAGUGGGCAGUUCUGUGUUCGUGCCUGCAAACAUGACCUGACUACUGUAACUCUGCUUGCAGAAGAGCUGGGGCUUUCUUGAAGCUGUGCCCUGUCCUCUGUGUGCUGGACCAGGGAGAGCAUAGGUUCCCAUGGUCUUCCUAGCUGCCCUUCCUGGGCUCCCCUCUGGGAAGCAGAGAACCACCCAGUCUUCAUCUGGGUCUCUCAUUUUUGAUGUCAUGGAUUCCAGGUAUGGAAGAUUUUGUUUGCUGAGCGGGAAAAAAAUGAACUCUUCAGAGUAGCCCCAGGUAACACACUGGAAAAAAAAAUGUACAAGAAGAAAACAAAAAAAUCAUGAUGGUGAGGAUUUAGUCUCUGCUCACAGUGGUCUUAGGGAGGGAUCCCACUUCUGGUUUUUCCCAUAACAUGACAGCCCUCAUUUGUAUUUAUUACCCAAGCCUAAUUAUUCUAGCACCUCAUCUUACUCGCCAGUGUUCUGGCUUGGAGGUUAUAUAAGUAAAAGGUUAGCCUUCCACCAACCCAGAGAUAAGUUUGUCCAUGGGGUCAUAUAAGAUUCAUUUGGACAUGAAUGACUUCAAGGCACUAUAUUGGCUGGGGCUGGCCCUUGGCACUUUGUGACAAAAGUCAAAUCUGUCUUAUACCCUUACUGUCCUCUUGUGCUUUCCCCCUAUUUCAAAGUAUGUACCCUUCCAAAACUGCAGACUUCCCUCCCCUUUGCUUGGACUGUUGGGGAGGAGAUGGCAGUGGGCCCUGGAUUUGAGAUCUCUUUCAAAGAUACUUGAAUUUUAAAAGAGGGGUUUGACAGGAUAUUACCAAUACUAGGAAGUCAAACCUUUGGAGAGGGAUUUUGAAGGGAGCACUAGGUGAUGUGCAUUUUUUAAAAAAGAUAUUUCAGUGUGUGAAUUCCUAAGCUAGCAAAUUGCUUAUGUUGGACUUUUCUGGCAGAGGAGGGGAGGUCUUGUGUCUCACAUCUCAGAGCCAGGGCUUAACCCUCUGUGAUGUCAAGGCCCUGCUCUUUGUGAUAUUAGGCUUCUGAUAUACCAAUGUGUGUUCUAGGCAGAUUCUGCAGGAGAUUGGCAAUCCCUCUUUUCCCUGCCUCUGCCCUGCAGUUAGAAACCUGGGAGUCUACCAAGCUCCCCAGCUGGUUGACCACUUUGAAUAUUUAUUGUAUAUUAUGCAUUAUUGUAUACCUCCCCUGAGAAUGAAAUUUCCCUUUACAGUUAAGCACAUGUUGUUUCAGCAAGACAUUUGAAGAGCACUAAGGUACAUAGGAAUUUAGCCUUGAGAAGAAGCUAAGAUAUCCAGCUUGGGUGGAUCCAGAAGAAAUGUCACCAGAGGAAUCAAGACAUGCUUGAAUUAGGCGCUUUGGUCUCACCUGGAUGCAGGGGUGGCUGUAAUUUCAGAGCUCUACCUAGCUCUGAGUUAGAAGCUGAUGCAAUGAGGUUUUUGUCCCAGAUGUCCUUCCUCCUUCUGCAAGGAAGUUUUGAGACUUGCUGGCGAGUGCACAUGGUGAGGAUAAGGUUGAGGAGUCUGGUGUGUGUGUGUCACACAAAUUCUCCAUUAUUGAUGGAAGGUAAAUUCCUCAUCUCCUUCCCCAUGGUGGAGAAGCUAGGCUUUUCUGCUUAGGUGGGGAAAGCUAGAUUCAUGUGUCAUUGUCCCAGAAAAGAUCCCUCCCUUGGAAGCUCGCCAGCCAUAUUUUCUGCUUUGCAGUUUUUUGCUAUAGGUCCCACCUUGCAUCUCCUUUCCUAAGAGGCAUUGCCUCUGCUGGUGGCGCUGUAGGGGCCAUGUUCAUUUCAUCUUCGUGCAUCCUUUUUCAUGGGGACUAGAACAUUGGUAUGUCAUCACAAAAAAGUCAACCUGCUCUAGCUGUCCACAGAUCCCAUCCCAAAGUUACUAUUGUUUCAUCCCUAGGUACGAAUCUCUCUGCACAGUAGUUACAUCAGACUUUCAAGUCUCUGCUAGUCACAUGGUAGUGCAGCCUCCCUUCCCUGCCCCUAUUAGGGUGGCCACUCCUGCUUGUGAAUGCAGCUUUGCCAGUGGCGUAUCUGAAAUCUGAUUGCGGUGGUGAAAUGGAAUUGAGGCCCAAGGUUAGAAGCAGUUUAAACGCCACUUGGAUACUGAUUUGGACAACAUAGAAAUCAGCUUCUGAAUUCCAAAGUUAUUUCCCAUAAGUACCCAAUGGCAUCUCUCCAUCUAAAAAGUUGCAGUAUUAUGCAAAUGAAGUGACCUCAUUUUCUGCUAUGCAAUAAGAAUACUUAAUUCUAUUUCAUGACAAGCCAGUUGCAAUAUCCCCUAAGAUGCUUUUUAAGCUGUCUUACUUUGAUAUUUGUUGUGUAAUGUUUGUAUAUUUCUGAGCCAGAUCCUUUCAAAGAUUGCCUUUUUAUAAAACCGAAGCGAUAGCUUUUAGGCUAAAAUCUUAAUGUAGAUAUUUUUAUAAGAUAAUUUUUUCAAAAUGUACGAAUCACUUUUUAUUGUCCAUGAUAAUGAAAGGUUAUGUUGUAUAUGUCAUUCACUCUCACACACAGUUGGUGCCUGUAGCUAUCUUUCCUUUGUCCUCUCCCCACCCCCCAAAAGCAAACUCCAGAUUUUUCAGGAGCUCCAGGUAUAUGAGUCUUCUUUUUCAUAUUGUAUUCAAGGGAGACUGCUGAAUUGAAAAACACAGUCACUGGUGUGUCUUGAAUUGCCAGAGACUAAUGUUAAGCUUGAUUCAGCAUCUUCCCGUCUAUAUUGCUUGUUUGUCCCUUUGUCUAUAUUGCCUGUCUAUCCAUUUGUUAAUUCUUUUUGGAGUUUGCUUUCUGAGGGCUGAGGCUGGGUGGCCUGUCUCCUGGUGGCUCUUACUGUCUGCCAUGGAGCCUGGCACACUGUCGUAUGGAGCAGCUCCAGAGAAGGGCUUACCCUCUGGCCUAUAUUCCCUAGUUCCUGAGUUCAGCAGACCAUUCCUCAUUCGCUUCUGUCCUCUUGUUAUUCUGAAACUACCACUACCCAAGGCCUUGGCUGCCAGAUGAUGUCUCUUUUGGAAGCAUCCGUCACUGUACUUUAAAAGAGGGGCCCUUCCCAGUCCCUAUGAGGAACACAUUAAGCUUGUGCUUUGCAGAUGCUCACGCUACACCUCUAACUUGUCUCUUUAGGUGUGUCUCCAUUCCAGGCUCUGUCUGUGUACUUAUCUGCCACACGCUUUGUGUUUCUAAAACAAAUCUUUAUUUUUAUUAUUGUUGGGACAGGUGCCAUUUAAAUUGCCUCCAUGCUUGGAUCAAGUUGGGAACAAACUCAUAUUCAACUUUUAAGGCUCUGUUUGCCUGCAGAAGCAAGGAGAUUGGAAUGUAUUUUUUUUUAGUGUUUGCACUAUUUGGAGUCCUAAGCCCCUCAUGUUCAGAUGUUUUGUUUUUCUACUGACCAAGCAGGAAAGCUGGCAGCACUUCCAAAUAGAAAUGGAAGAAGCUUCUUCCAUGGUGGGUAAUCCCAGCCUCAUAGACCUUGUGCACCCUUUGUCAUGGGACUCAGUGACUCAUGGAUACAGCAUCAGCCACGGCAGGAAUGUGUGGAACUGUGGCAUAUGCAGAAACAAAUUGCCCUUAGUGCUAUGUCCUUGCCUUUGGUUAUAAAUUGUAAAUUAUUUCCCCCUUUUUAGUGGCAAUAAAAGACCCUUAUUGUUUAAUUUGUCCGUGUAAAAUACUUUCUUUGCAAGAAAACUCAAGACACUGAAUGUGUAUGUCUAUGUGGGUGCUCUGUCCCCGUGCUUGUCACAAGCAGUCAAACUGGACCAUUGACACCCUGUACAAUGUAUUGCACAGGGAAAGUCCUUGAUCUAGUGUUUUCUGCAUGGGUGUUGGGGACUUAUAUCUCAUAAAAGGACACUUGUCACAUGCUUGAUCAGUUACAGUGAUAGCUGAAGAAACAUUUCCUCAAAUGUAUUAUUUUAAGAAGAAUCAUGUUCUAGUUUCCCAUAUUGAAUGUUUAAUUUUAAUAAAAGCUAAACUGUG